Molecule: messenger RNA, 558 nt
Organism: Emiliania huxleyi CCMP1516
Lineage: Eukaryota; Haptophyta; Isochrysidales; Noelaerhabdaceae
Exons: 7
Coding region: 1-558 (185 amino acids)
Biological process (GO): regulation of DNA-templated transcription
Molecular function (GO): DNA-binding transcription factor activity; sequence-specific DNA binding
Source: RefSeq, a predicted model, not a curated record
AUGUCGCUGGUGGUCGCCGCCGACGCCACUGCCGGCCCCAAACCUUUCCUGGCGAAGUUGUAUCAGAUGGUCGACGAGGAGGAAACGGCGGACAUCGUCGGAUGGACGCAGGCUGGCGACGGGCUGGUUGUCAAGGAUCCGGAGCAGGCGGGAGCGAGAGAGAGAUAUCCACGCGCCCUCCUACCGCAAAAACACCGCUGCGCGCGUCCCUUCGCCUGCGCGGCGGCUCGGCGGGGGCACAACUGCUGGUGGUGCCCCAGCAUGUGGUGGGCAGCCCCGCGGUGGCACGCCGCCAGCACUGCAGAAAUCACCCCUGCGCUAUCCUUUGCGCAAAAGCUGCUCCCGCUCCACUUCAAGCACUCCAACUUUUCGUCCUUUGUCGACCCCGACUCGUGGAUCUUCGGCCACGCGACCAACCCGCCGCAGCCCUUCGACUCUGCCGAGGCGAGCGCGCAAGAGGCGGCGCUGCGCGAGCUGCUUGCGACGCGCGAGCAGCAGCAAAACACGCGCCACUCGAUCACGAAGAUCUUCUCCUUUCUGACGCAAGAACAACAGUAA